Messenger RNA from Abrus precatorius (Indian licorice), 2538 nucleotides. RefSeq names its product protein EDS1L-like. The transcript is spliced from 3 exons. Lineage: Eukaryota; Viridiplantae; Streptophyta; Magnoliopsida; Fabales; Fabaceae. The record is from RefSeq and is a predicted model, not a curated record. Gene Ontology annotation, biological process: defense response; lipid metabolic process. Bases 349 to 2172 code for a protein of 607 amino acids.
AUGUUGCUGAUCUAAAUUGAGUAAUAAAGUUUUUCAUUUGGGUCUGAACUCGUAUAAUAAAGCUAACCUAAUCAAUUUUUGGUAGUAAAUACAAGUAAUGGUUAGCAGGCCAUGAAGCAUAUUUCUUGACCACUUCAACUUCACCUUAAUUUUCUUAGGAUAUUGUUCAUCGCCAAUUUAAUAAUUUAAUCCAUUCGGACUUGCAUAGAAACUACAAAGUCUUGGUCAUUUUAUUUAGUAACAAUCUAACCCAUAUGCGCCCCCUAUAAGAGGAUGCAACAAGUGAGAAAACCAAGUAAGCAACAAAAGAAUUUCUAAAACUGCAGGGUCUUGGUCUUGCAUAAGAACAUGGCUGGAGGAUCGCUUGGAGACAGCAUAGGAUUGAAAGAAGAGAUCAUUAAGAAGACGUGUGGUUUGGCCUUCAAAGCUCACAAGGCACCGGAGAGGCCCUAUAUUCGCACUUCUUUGGACCAUUAUGUUGUUUUCAGCUUCCCUGGUUCCUGGGAUGCCACUGAAUGGUUCGUUAACAAACUUUUCGGAGAAACCAAGGUAGAUCUUACCCUCUUCCCUUCACUUAGAAGUGUUGGUAAUGAUGAAGCUGCUUGGGUCAACGAAGGCUUUUCAAACAGAUUCGAUCACAUACUCAAUAACAGCUCAAUGAAAUCCGAGGUGCAUAAAGCUAUGUCAGAUGGGAAACAAGUAGUGUUUACCGGGCACUCCUCUGGUGCUGCAGUGGCCAUUCUUGCAACGUUUUGGGCCUUGGAAGAGUACCUUAACCCAACCAAAACCCGAAACCAAAAGCCUCCCCUAUGUGUCACUUUUGGGUCCCCAUUAAUUGGUAAUCAUAUAUUCUCUCAUGCUUCAAGGCGUGAAAAUUGGUCUAGCUAUUUUAUACACUUUGUUUUGAGAUUUGACAUAGUGCCGCGGAUUUUGCUUGCUCCCUUCUCUUCUAUUGAGAAAACUUUUAGCUCAAUUCUCGAAUUCUUGAACCCCAAGUUGAAAUCUUCCACCCAAAUUUUAGACAGUUUGAGUUCUGAAUUUUACUCAACUGUGAUGAGGAAUGCAGCAACUGUUACAAGCCAUGCUGCUUGUGUUCUCAUGGGAAGCACUAAUUUGUUGCUUGAGACGGUGACAUAUUUUGUUGACUUAAGCCCUUAUAGGCCCUUUGGAACAUACAUUUUUUGCAACGGAAAUGGACAGUUAAUUGUGGUGAAAAACUCGGAUGCUGUUUUGCAACUCAUGUUCCACACUGCUCAGCUAAGCAAUUUGCAAGAACUUUCUGAGGUUGCUAAGAAUAGCAUACUGCAACAUCAAGUAUAUGAGGCUGAAUUGGAGGAUAGCUUGGGAAUGCAGAAUGUGGUGUACUUGGAGAAACUUGAGGAACUUCCCUUGUCUGCUGAUGGCCCUAAUAGUGAUAUUGUAACAACUAGCGCAGCAUUGGAUGGCCUUGGACUGAGCACAAGAGCAAGACUAUGCCUUAGAGCAGCUGGUGAGUUGGAGAAACUAAAGCGCAGAAAUGAGGACAAAAUCAUUAAGGAGAUUAAGGAUAAAGCUGUGGGAAGCAUGAGGGAUCUUGAAAAUUACAGGACGACAUGUGAGUUACAUAGGGGCAAGGGCUAUUAUGAUGCUUUCAAGGUGCAGAAGGAGGCAAAUGACUUCCAAGCAAAUGUGAAGAGGCUUAUAUUGGCAGGGGUGUGGGAUGAGAUCAUUGAGAUGCUGAAGAGGUAUGAACUCCCUGAUGAGUUUGAAGGCAAGCCAGAUUGGAUCAAGCUUGGAACUGAAUUUCGUCGCCUUGUGGAACCUUUAGACAUUGCCAACUAUUAUCGCCAUUUGAAGAAUGAAGACACUGGACCUUACAUGAUCAGGGCCAGGCCGAAACGGUAUAGAUACACUCAAAGAUGGUUGGAACAUGCCAUGAGGGUGCCUAAAAGAAAUAUCUCUGAAUCCACCUUCUGGGCUGAAUUAGAGGAGCUUUUGAGCUCGAUUAAUAACAAGAAACCUUUUGAAGAAGUCAAGGAGAGGGUUCUGCAACUUGAAGAAGAUAUUAAAAAGUGGACUGAUGACUUGGUGCUAACCAAGGAAAUGUUCUUAAAGGAUCCUACCUUUGUUAAGUGGUGGGAAAUUCUACCCAAGGAACACAAGGCCAAAUCCUGCCUUUCAAGUCUAUUGUGAAAUGAUAUUGGUUUUUGACCAAAGCCAAUAGUGUUGUACGAUGUAUGUAGCCGACUUCACUUAAUGGGAUAAGACUUUGUUAUUGUUGUUAUCCCCUCGAAAUGAAGGUAUGACAUCUAGGAUGCUUUUGAUAUGUAUUCUCAUGCAAGUGUGACCAGAUACUUCAGUGUUGUAACUUUGUAUUUCUAGUAUUUAUGAUUCCAGAGUAUCGUGUGACUUGGGAGAACCAGGAAUCAUUCAGACUACUGGACUAAAUAAAUUUGUUUGAUAUUUGUAAAAUUCUAGAUUUGUGACUUGUGCAUAAGGCAGAAAAUACCCUUGUAUCUUUUUUUAUCUGCUAAAACAGAAUUUUAUCGUACUAAAGAG